This is a messenger RNA of Manihot esculenta (cassava), 2140 nucleotides long. Its product is annotated as cyclin-T1-3. Gene Ontology annotation, molecular function: cyclin-dependent protein serine/threonine kinase activator activity. Gene Ontology annotation, biological process: regulation of transcription by RNA polymerase II; positive regulation of DNA-templated transcription, elongation. Gene Ontology annotation, cellular component: nucleus; cyclin/CDK positive transcription elongation factor complex. The record is from RefSeq and is a predicted model, not a curated record. Lineage: Eukaryota; Viridiplantae; Streptophyta; Magnoliopsida; Malpighiales; Euphorbiaceae. Bases 524 to 1828 code for a protein of 434 amino acids. The transcript is spliced from 6 exons.
GUUGCCUGCAGAUAUUUCCUUUUUUUUUUUUUUUAUAAAAAAUAUUGAAAGCUGGCUGUUAUGGUUAGAUUUUAUGUUAAUUAAGCUGCUUUUAUCGAUUUUUGUUGUUUAGAUCAUUGUCGGACCUGAUCUAUGUUGUUUUGAAGCCUAUUUAAGGUUGCUAGUAUUUUGGGAUUUUGUUUUUGAAUUUAUCUUGCAGACACUCAAAUAUGGCAUAUAUCCCAAAAGUUUUUAGGGUUUUUUCCUCUAGGUUGUGUUCUUUUUUCAAUUUGCUAUGAAAAUAUCACCAUUUGUUCCGACAUUUUUUAAGUUUUAAUGCUUUUUUACCCUCUAGUCUUCUCUAUUCUGAUUCCUUCCAGGGCACCAUUAAAAUUUAGAUUCCUUUUUUCUUUUCUUCUCAUAUAUGUUCAUCGAAGCUUAUAUUCUUGUUGAGUUUAUAUUCUUUAUUUCCUCGAUAUCAUGGUGUUUCUGGGUUGCAGAAAAUUUGUUCAAUUCCGAAGGCUUUUGAGAAGCGAAGUUGAGCAUGGCAGCACAGAUGCCGGGCAUCCCAUCUCAACAGGGUAUUGCAACCAGCAAGUGCUUAUCGGAAAAGCAUCCUCCGUUCCACAUGCAUAGCUGGUACUUCAGUAGGCAUGAAAUUGAAGAUUGUUCCCCUUCUAGAAAGGAUGGAAUCGACUUUGAGAAAGAGUCUCAAUUACGGAAGUUAUACUGCUUAUUUAUUCAAGACCUUGGCAGGAAGCUUAAAGUACCUCAGGUGACGAUAGCAUGUGCAUUGAUGUUAUGCCACCGGUUUUACAUGUGCCAGUCUCAUGCAAAGAAUGAUUGGCAGACAAUAGCAACCGCAAGCAUGUUUCUCGCUUGCAAAAUAGAAGAAACCCCACGCUUGUUGAGGGAUGUUGUGGUUGUGGCUUAUGAGAUGAUAUACAAAUGGGAUCCUUCUGCUCCACAAAGAAUCCGAAGAAUUGAAUUUUGUGAUAAUCAGAAGGAAUUGAUCACAAUUGGCGAGAGAUUAUUACUGGCAACAAUUGCAUUUGAUCUUGAUAUCCAACUCCCGUACAAGCCUCUUGUUGAUGCUUUAAAGAAACUGAAGAUAUUCCCAGAUCUUGCUAAAGUAGCAUGGAAUUUUGUGAAUGACUGGAUUUCUACAACAUUGUGUUUGCAGUACAAGCCCCAUUAUAUUGCAGCUGGUUCCAUGUUUCUUGCUGCUAAAUUUCAAAAAGUGAAACUGCCUACAGAAAAGGGAAAGGUUUGGUGGCUGGAAUUUGAUAUUUCACCUAAACAAUUAGAGGAGGUCAUCCAAGAGAUGGUCAGGUUGUUGGAGCAAGACAAGAAACGAGCAUUGCCUUCAUCACAUGAGAGGGUAUCAAGUGGCCCUUCAGUUGGAAAGACGGAUACCUGUAGCCCACGGUCAACAAUUACAAGUGUAUCAAUUGCUAGUUCACGUUCUACUGGAGGAUCUGUGACAGAAUCUCAGGUCUUGGGUGAGAGAAACUUCGUUAUGCAACAAGCCUUAUCAUGUCAAACAAGCGAUAGUUGUGGUGCAAGCAGUAUUGUUAAUGAUGAUGGCGAGAGUCAACCAAGAACAGGUAAAUUUGAUUUGGGUUCAAGCUCUAAGCCUGUCCCAAUUCAUGAUUCUUAUAGUAAGAUUGAGGGUAAUCGGAUUAGAGAGGCAUUGAGGAGGAGGAAGAGAUGUGAAGGAGCUGCAAAUCAGAUGUGUAAUAAAAUAAUCAAUGCUGAAUUAGAUACUGAAGCCUGGAUAGAGAGGGAACUGGAGAAUGGAAUAGAACUUGAAUCAGCCUCUUCAGAAAAGAAACAAAGAAAGUUAUGAUGAGAUUGUCAUGCAAGUAUCCUGAGUUUCCUGCCAGUGACUAGCAUUCUUCCUAAACAUCUGUAAGUGUCAGUACCAUUAUUUUCCUGGAAGAAAACUGUGCAAGUACAGAGUAGUCUUUGACAUUAUUCUGCUAGAAUAAUGGCUAGAAUUACAGUAUUACAGUAUUAUGUUCAGGUUUUGGAGAAUGAAACUUAAACUUACGCCUUUAGGAUACUAGAGUAAUCUGCCACUACAGGAUUCCCCCCAAGGAAAAAAAUUAUCUAUGGUUCACCAUGGAUUCAAGACAGGAGCCUGUAAAUCUCAUGUAAU